Molecule: messenger RNA, 1760 nt
Organism: Amaranthus tricolor (Joseph's coat)
Lineage: Eukaryota; Viridiplantae; Streptophyta; Magnoliopsida; Caryophyllales; Amaranthaceae
Product: serine carboxypeptidase-like 40
Exons: 8
Coding region: 183-1697 (504 amino acids)
Biological process (GO): proteolysis
Cellular component (GO): vacuole
Molecular function (GO): serine-type carboxypeptidase activity
Source: RefSeq, a predicted model, not a curated record
UUGUAGGCUUAAGAGGUACACACAAAACAUUGGCCUCUCUCUAGUUGUCAAAAUAAAAAAAUAAUAAAAAUAAAUCACACUUAUACCCUUUAAAUUAUCAUCGCAUAAAUGUGAUUCCCAUCCUAGCUCACUCCAAAUCGAACUCUCCCAUCUUCUCCUCUAUAACUUAAAAAAAAAAAAUAAUGGAAAAAUUAAGCAUUCUUGUAAUUUCAAUAUUAGUUGCAUUACCAUUCACACAUUCAAUAACACAAAAUGUGCAUCUUUCCAAACUAUACAAAGCCAAAUACCAUGAAAAUAAUAAAAUUGACAAGAACUCAUAUGAAACAAUGCUUGAUGUUGAUCAUGGCAAAAGGAUAAAUAAACAUCAUCAUCAUCAUCAUCAUGAUAAUCAUAGGGAGAUGAAGGAGAGAGAUAGAAUAGAGAAGUUACCUGGGCAACCAGCAGUGAACUUCACACAGUAUGGUGGAUAUGUUACAGUUGAUCACAAAAAUGGAAGAGCUUUUUAUUAUUACUUUGUGGAAGCUCAUACCAACAAAAAUUCUUUGCCACUUCUUCUUUGGCUUAAUGGAGGUCCUGGUUGUUCAUCUUUGGCUUAUGGAGGUAUGGAAGAAUUAGGUCCAUUUCGAGUUAAAAGUGACGGCAAAACAUUAUAUACCAACAAAUAUGCUUGGAAUCACGUUGCAAAUGUUUUGAUGUUGGAGUCUCCAGCUGGAGUAGGGUUUUCAUACUCAAAUACAACAUCAGAUUAUGAUAGCAACGGAGAUAUGAAAACAGCGGAGGAUAAUUAUGUAUUUUUAUUGAAUUGGUUUGAGAGAUUUAGUGAGUAUAAAGGCAGAGGGUUUUACAUUGCUGGAGAAAGUUAUGCUGGACAUUAUGUACCUCAGCUUGCUCAUGCCAUUCUUCACCACAACAUCAAUGCUACUCCUAAUUCCAUCAUCAACCUCAAAGGCAUUAUCAUUGGAAAUGCAGUGAUAAAUGAUGAGACAGAUUUAAAGGGGAUGUAUGAUUUUUUCUGGAGUCAUGCAAUAAUAUCAGACCAAGUCAAAAAUGAUAUUUUUGGGAAUUGCAAUUUCAGUCCAAGUGCAGCCACACAGAGUGACAAAUGCCAUGCAGCCGCCAAUCAAGUUGAAGAGGAUAUCCAAUACUUGGAUGUUUACAAUAUUUAUGCUCCUGUUUGUCUCUCCUCUAAUCUUACUGUCAGGCCUAAAAAACUCACUCAUGCUUUGGAUCCAUGUAGUGAUCAUUAUGUGACUGCUUACAUGAACUCUCCUGAUGUCCAAAAAGCUCUUCAUGCCAAUGUCACCAAACUCUUUUAUGAUUGGCAACCUUGUAGUGCGGUAAUCACCAAGUGGUCAGACAGCCCAUCAACAGUGAUACCUCUUCUCAAAGAGCUCAUGGGUAAGGGCCUUCGAGUAUGGAUUUUUAGUGGGGACACAGAUGGUAGAAUACCAGUAACUUCAACCAGGGAAUCAUUGAAUAUAAUGAAGCUUCCAAUCAAGACUAAGUGGCAUCCUUGGUUCAUCAAAGGAGAGGUUGGUGGAUACACAGAAGAAUAUGAAGGGAACUUAACAUUUGCAACAGUACGAGGAGCAGGCCAUCAAGUUCCCAGCUUUCAACCUAUUCGAGCCCUUUCUUUGAUCUCUCACUUCCUUGCUGGCACCCCUUUGCCUAAUACUUCUAGAGCUAAAGUUUUUUGAUUUCUUACUUCAUUUUUUUUUUUUAGAUUUUAAUUAUUAAGAAAUUGUUUUUCUCCCAGUUAA